AGGAGUUUGCCACUCUGACCAAGGAGCUGAAUGUGUGCCGGGAGCAGCUUCUGGAGAAGGAAGAGGAGAUCUCCGAACUCAAAGCCGAAAGGAACAACACCAGGCUGCUGUUGGAGCACCUGGAGUGUCUGGUGGCUCGUCACGAGCGCAGUCUGAGGAUGACGGUGGUGAAGAGGCAGCCUCCGCCCCCGUCUGGCGUCUCCAGUGAGGUGGAGGUGCUCAAGGCCCUCAAGUCCCUGUUUGAGCACCACAAAGCCCUGGACGAGAAGGUGCGUGAGAGGCUGCGUGUUGCUCUGGAGAGAGUAACCACACUGGAGGGACAGCUAUCAACCACGACUCAGGAGUUAAACAUAGUGAAACAGAGAAAGGACGGAGAAUCUGUGGACAGAACAGACACAUCCAAACCUACCUGGAAGAGACUGCCAAACGGCUCCAUAGACGCCCACGAUGACGGGAGCCGGAGCGCUGAGCUCCAGGAGCUGCUUGAUCGGACCAAUCAGGAGCUGGCUCAGACACGCGAGCGCUCUGGAGCGCUCAACACCCGUGUGGCCGAGCUGGAGGCGGAGCUAGCUAACACUCGCCGAGACCUGAGUCGCAGUGAGGAGCUGUCAAUCAAACAGCAGAGGGAACAGAGAGAGGCACUUGCACAGAGAGAGGAUAUGGAGGAGAGGAUCACAACCUUAGAGAAACGCUACCUGGCUGCUCAGAGGGAAACCACCCACAUCCACGACCUCAACGACAAACUGGAGAAUGAACUGGCCACCAAGGACUCCCUGCACCGGCAGAGCGAGGAGAAGCUGCGUCAGCUGCAGGAGCUGUUGGAGCUGGCGGAGCAGAGGCUGGCUCAGACCAUGAGGAAGGCCGAGACCCUGCCCGAGGUGGAGGCGGAGCUGGCACACCGGGUGGCAGCGCUCACCAAGGCUGAGGAGCGCCAUGGUAACGUGGAGGAGAGACUCAGACAGCUGGAGUCCCAACUAGAGGAGAAGAACCAGGAACUGGGCAGGGCACGGCAGAGGGAGAAGAUGAACGAGGAGCACAACAAGCGCCUGUCGGACACGGUGGACCGUCUGCUCACCGAGUCCAACGAGAGGCUGCAGCUGCACCUGAAGGAGCGCAUGGCCGCGCUGGAGGACAAGAACUCUUUGAUUCAGGACCUGGAGAACUCCCAGAAGCAGCUGGAGGAGUUCCACCACACCCGGGAGCGUCUGAUUGGAGAGAUAGAGAAGCUGAGGAAUGAGAUCGACCACCUUAAACGUCGGAGCGGGGUGUUUGGGGACGGAACACACUCACGGUCUCACCUGGGCAGUGCCAGCGACCUGCGUUACUCCAUGGUGGAGGGUCAGGACGGCCACUACAGCACAACCGUCAUCCGACGGGCACACAAGGGCAGGCUGGCAGCGCUACGUGACGACCCCAACAAGGUGUACCUGCUGUGUGACCAGGACUACCCUUCGCUGCGCGGCAGUGUCAGUCACCUGCUCGGCAGCGACAUGGAGGCGGAGUCGGACCUGGAUGACGACGUUAGCUCCGCCCUCCUGUCUCCCAGUGGCCAAUCGGACGCCCAGACUCUCGCUCUGAUGCUGCAGGAGCAGCUCGAUGCUAUUAACGAGGAGAUCAGGAUGAUCCAGGUAGAAAGAGAGUCAGCAGACCUGCGCUCUGACGAGAUCGAAUCCCGUGUGAACAGCGGCAGCAUGGACGGGCUCAACGUCACGCUCCGCCCCCGAGCCCUGCCCACCUCUGCCACCGCCCAAUCACUGGCCUCCUCCACCUCCCCGCCCAACAGCGGGCGCUCAACACCCAAACACCACGCACGCAACGCCAGCCACCAGCUGGGCAUCAUGACCCUGCCCAGUGACCUGAGGAAACACCGCAGGAAAGUAGCAUCUCCCACGGAGGUGAGGGAGGAUAAGGCUACCAUUAAGUGUGAGACGUCCCCCCCCUCCUCUCCUCGGAGCUUACGACUGGAGACCAACUUUGCCCAGCUCACAGGCAGCCUGGAGGAUGGCCGAGGAGGAAAGCAGAAGAAAGGGAUCAAGUCUUCUAUCGGACGUCUGUUUGGGAAGAAGGAGAAGGCUCGUAUGGAGCAGACUCUGGGGAGAGAGACACAGGCUGUACCUGCCAUAAUUCCAGACUUUGAGAUGAGCAUUGGAGAUACCAUGACUCUGGGAAAGCUGGGCACACAGGCAGAGAGAGACCGCAGGAUGAAAAAGAAACAUGAGCUGUUGGAGGAUGCCAGGAGGAGAGGUCUGCCUUUCGCCCAGUGGGAUGGGCCUACUGUAGUCUCCUGGCUCGAGCUGUGGGUGGGCAUGCCUGCCUGGUACGUGGCGGCGUGUCGGGCCAACGUGAAGAGUGGCGCCAUCAUGUCGGCCCUGUCGGACACGGAGAUCCAGAGGGAGAUCGGCAUCAGCAACCCCCUGCACCGCCUCAAGCUGCGUCUGGCCAUCCAGGAGAUGGUGUCCCUCACCAGCCCCUCCGCACCACUCACCUCCAGAACGUCCUCCGGAAACGUGUGGCUGACUCAUGAAGAGAUGGAGAACCUGGCUUCCUCCACUAAAGCGGAGAAUGAGGAGGGCAGCUGGGCUCAGACCCUGGCGUAUGGGGAUAUGAACCAUGAGUGGAUCGGUAAUGAGUGGCUGCCCAGCCUGGGCCUGCCGCAGUACCGCUCCUACUUCAUGGAGUGUCUGGUGGACGCUCGCAUGCUGGACCACCUCACCAAGAAGGACCUGAGGACCCACCUCAAGAUGGUGGACAGUUUCCACAGGGCCAGUCUGCAAUAUGGGAUUAUGUGCUUGAAGAGACUCAAUUAUGACAGGAAAGACCUGGAGCGCAGGAGAGAGGACAGCCAGCACGACAUGAAAGAUGCGCUGGUGUGGACGAACGAGCAGGUGAUCCACUGGGCUCAGUCCAUCGGUCUGAGGGAGUACAGCAGCAACCUGCUGGAGAGUGGGAUCCACGGAGCUCUCAUCUCUCUGGACGAGACUUUCGACUACAGCAGCCUAGCUCUCAUACUGCAGAUCCCCAUGCAGAACACACAGGCGCGCCAGGUUCUGGAGCGAGAGUUCAACAACGUCCUGGCUCUGGGUACUGACCGUCAGCUGGAGGAGAGUGGGGAUGAUAAGACUUUCCGCCGUUCUCCGUCAUGGCGAAAGCGUUUCCGUGCGCGGGAGGGAGGGGCUGGCCUCGGGAUGAUGGCGGGAUCCAUGGAAACGCUCCCCGCAGGGUUCCGCAUGCCCUCCAUGUCCGUCCCUCCGUCCAUGUCUCUGGUGCCCAAGAAACAGCUGCAGCCUGAAGUGCAUUCUCACUACCUGUACGGACACAUGCUUGCGGCCUUUCGAGAGUGACAUGCCAAAUCUGGAGAGAGACCUGGUCGUCAGGGGGCUCAUCAAAUCUCUCCCCCCCCCCCCUGUACCCAGCCUCACCUCUCACCUCUCCCCCCCCCUCACCUCACACCUGCCCUGGACACGUGCAAUACAAUUUAGAGGUGAACUGAACUCCCACCUUGGAACUCUUGAGCGUGCUCAUUGGCUGCGCUCGCUGCUGUAGAGGAGACUCCUCCCAGUCUCUCCCAGUAACCCCAGUGCUCCCGGUAGCCUUGUUGUUGUGGUGUAGUGCUUCUGCUCCUACUCCUGACCCCUGACCCCUGGUCCAUUCUGUGGGUUCUAGUCUUCAUCCUUCUCAUCAGCCUCAUCUGUGGAUUUGACUCUUAACUUGUCUAACUCCAAGGUCCAACUCCAGAUUGCAACCGUCACGCUGUCCCCUGGACCUAGAGAAGGUCAGAGUGGAGAGGACAUCGGUAGGUCUAGAUGUCUGAGGGUGAUAGGUGUUGAUUUGGAUUCGGAUUGAACCUAUUGGGUGUGUCAAUGAAAAAUCACAAUACACGUUGCCCCCUAUCGGUUAUGCAAGGUACUACUCAUUAUCGUCUGUACAUAAAAUGGAUGACUUAUGUUUUUUAUAGAAAUGUAUAUAAAUAUAUAUAUUGGAAUUAUAUAUGGAGAAUAUUAUACUAUCAUUGCUGUAUGAAAACCAAUGCCCUGUAUUCGGUAGUGACUGUUCUCUUCCUGUGUUGGACCUCUGUGUGUCUUAUAUGCUGUCAGUGUGUGAACUGUUAGUGGGAGGAACUCACUAAGUAGGGGUGUGUUGGUGUGUGAAUACUAAAAGGACUCUCUACAGGUUUAAGGGUCCAAUUCUAUACUGUUCAGUUCCCUUUUCCUGCCCCCUCUCCCAUGUCCUUACCUCCAUCCUUGUUUAGCACUAUGUAGCUCCUCCCUCUCCCCUUCAGCUUCCCCCCCCCCCCCCCCCCCCCCCCUGCCUCUAGGUUGACAUGAUGUAGCUAACAUGAUUAGAGUAGAGCGUUUGUAGACUUGAGCGAGCCAGAGAGCCAGCAUAUGGGCCGUUUGUGAAUGAAAGCUCCAGUCUCUUAUAUCUGGGACUGGAGGCACUCUGCGUCGCCCCAGACUACCAGGAGUGUGUGUCUGGGGGUCUCUGUUUAGAUGAGUUGUGAGAGUGUCCACUGUAGCUGUUUCUGGGUGAUUCCGUAUUUCUUUUCUAAUCAAACUGUAAAUUGCUGCUUGGCACCAGCCAAUGAAAUCGACACAAAACUGGUCACCUGACACAGACAUCACAUCAUAUUUGGGUGCAUCCUGCCCCCACCCUCUUCCUGUCUAGUUGCCAUGGGGAUGUGACAGUGGCCAGUACUGUUCUCUGACUGUCGGGAUGCUGUGUGUGACCUGCUCCUGCUGUCCAAUGAGAGUAUGGUAUCAGUGAACCAGUGAAUUGUUGGGUGGGUGUAUUAUCGUUUCGAUUUGACAUACAAUGUUCUAAAGGUGUCAUGUGCUACUGUGGCAGCUAUGAGUACUGUAUGUGUAUUUAUUCCAGGUGUGAAAUGAUGCUGACAAAUCAAGACUUUAUUAUUUGGCUAUUUAAAUGAAGUGUAUUGUAUUUAUGACA
Hypomesus transpacificus is the source of this 4947-nucleotide messenger RNA. RefSeq names its product PTPRF interacting protein alpha 4 (gene ppfia4). Gene Ontology annotation, molecular function: protein binding. Gene Ontology annotation, cellular component: presynaptic active zone. NCBI's taxonomy places the organism in Eukaryota, Metazoa, Chordata, Actinopteri, Osmeriformes, Osmeridae. Gene Ontology annotation, biological process: synapse organization. The record is from RefSeq and is a predicted model, not a curated record.